Rubroshorea leprosula is the source of this 1465-nucleotide messenger RNA. Lineage: Eukaryota; Viridiplantae; Streptophyta; Magnoliopsida; Malvales; Dipterocarpaceae. The record is from the annotation of a GenBank genome assembly.
AAAAAAUAGAGCCAAAUCAUCAGGGCUACGCAAAGAUACAGUAUCAGAUGAGUUUUCAUUUGAAUUCUCAACCAAAAAGGAUUCCUUUGAGGACAUGCCCUUGAAAUCAACUAAGUCUACCAUGCUUUUCUCAGAGGAUAUCAUUGAACUCAUCAUUUCAGUAGACUUAAAAGCACUUGACGAAUCAGAGACACACUUCAAGUCCACUGCAAAACUUUCAGGGAAAGUUAUCAGAUUAUCAUUUGAUUGAAAGUUAUCCCUCUCAAAUUCCCACUGCGUGCUCUCCUCUCUCUUCCAAAAGCUCUUGAUUCUUCUCUUUUUCUCUCGAUUGUAAUCUUUUUCCUUCUCUCUGUUCCUGUAUUCAUGGGGCUAGGGGACUCGUUCUGAACCCAGCCUCCUCUCUCCUUCGAAUCUUCUCACGUUUUCUCGAUUUUCCCUCUCAAUCCAUGCCCUGGUUUUCAGAUCUGGUCCCUUGGGUCGGUUCUCUCUCACUCUAUCUACAGGUCCGGGUUUGAUACCCACGAGUGAUUCUCGGUUUCUCUUGCUUCUUGGCCUCAACUAUGAUAGCGGCUGCCAUGGAAGCCAAUGCCAACGUCAAUGCCCUUAACGGCCGGACCGAAUUGCUUACCCAGCUCUGUUUGGCUUCAACAAUUAACACAAAUUUCUCAUGGGUUAUUAUUUCGUAGAGAUUUUUCACAACUCUAUUUGAGAAGAAGAAGAAAGUAUGGAAGAGAGACGCUGGGGAGAGAUGGGGGAUCAAAGAUGAAGAAUUGAGAGGGUUGCGCGAAGGUAAUUAUGUAAUUUUAUAUACUAUUUUUGGAUUAAAGGACGACAUUUCUUGAUGAUGACUGCACUUCCUCAUCCACAACCACAAUUGAGUGGUUGCUAAUUGCCACGCACCUUCAUUCCUGGAAACAUCCUCUUAACUUUCUCAUUGACUUACCCUCUACUUUAAGUUCUUCCUUCUCCAUGAUUGGCUCCAUCAACUUCUCUCAUCGGAAUCAGAAAGAAUCAGUCUUGCAAUUGAUACUUCUAAUUGAAUCAGCUUUGUCAUCACUGUCCAACUUCCUUUCUGCUAGCUGCAGGUACACUCUCUUGCUAUUUAGGUCUUCAAUCUCGAUUUUGUUAUGGUUAUAUGUAUGUUCUCUUUAGAAUAUGUAUACACAAACUGAACCUGCUGCUACUUCUAGUAAUUUGUUUUGCUUGGUCUAAGUUAGUUAUCAGUGUCCACUUCUUUCUAAACCUCUAGGGUUGUUUCCUUUCCUCGAAGAUAUAAUGGGUAAGGGGAAAUUGGAGAAAGGUUUAAUACCUUUUUUGGUCCCUCUACUAUAGGAAAAAGCUCAUUUUUAGUCAUUGUACCGAAAAAAUCCCUUUUUUGGUCCUUACUGUUCACAAAUUCGGCCCUUUUUUAGUCCUUCCGUUAAAUUUUUUGACAAGUGACAGUCAAUUAACGAAAUUGUAUAAU